Molecule: messenger RNA, 2380 nt
Organism: Suillus subaureus
Lineage: Eukaryota; Fungi; Basidiomycota; Agaricomycetes; Boletales; Suillaceae
Product: P-loop containing nucleoside triphosphate hydrolase protein
Exons: 9
Coding region: 106-1968 (620 amino acids)
Molecular function (GO): ATP hydrolysis activity; ATP binding
Source: RefSeq, a predicted model, not a curated record
CUUCGCGUUCUAUUAUGUAAUUAUUCAAAUAAUCGUUAAUCAAAUCUUUGAACUCCGAACAUGAUCUUUGCAAGAAAUUGAUCUCCAUCGUGCACAUCACUCACGAUGCCUCCCUCAGCGUCAAAGCAGAAGAGGCUCGCAGAAAAGGCCGCAAAACAAUCCGCAAAGCAGAAUGGCACAACGUCGACAUCUACACCCAACGACUCUAUGCCAGGCAGCAUGUCUCAUACCCCACUCACCAGCUUUUCUGCCGCUAACAGCACGGAUGACUUGACAUCCAUGGCCAAGCUCCAGAUCGCCACUGAUAGGAGUGCAGCAGGAGUGCUUGUAUCAGACGUGAAAGGCAGAGAUAUUAAAAUCGAUUCCUAUACGUUAUCAUUCCAUGGUCGUCUGCUCAUCGAAGGUGCAGAAAUUUCCCUCAACUACGGGCAGCGCUAUGGCCUAUUGGGUGAGAAUGGGUCUGGAAAGUCUACCUUCCUCCAAUCCAUCGCGGAGCGCGACAUUGAAAUCCCACCACACAUUGACAUCUACCUCGUCAGUGGCGAGGCAGAACCAUCCGAUGUCGCUAAACUCGAAAAGCGCAUCGAAGAUCUCAGCAUCGCAGAUGAUGUCGAUGACGCCGCCCUAGAGGCUGCCUACGAGGAACUUGAGGAGAUGGAUCCAAAUACAUUUGAGACCAAGGCUGGCAGUAUCCUCCAUGGUCUUGGCUUCAGCCAGGCUAUGAUGGCCCGUCCUACAAAAGAUAUGAGUGGUGGUUGGCGCAUGCGCGUUGCCCUUGCGCGUGCACUCUUUGUUAAGCCACAUCUGCUCCUUCUUGAUGAGCCGACGAACCAUUUGGAUCUCGGCGCUGUCGUUUGGCUUGAAGCAUACUUGUCGACAUACAACCAUAUUCUCGUUAUCACCUCUCAUUCGCAAGAUUUCAUGGACUCGGUCUGUACUAACGUCAUGGAUUUGACGAUGAAGAAGAAGCUCGUCUACUACACUGGUAACUACACCACCUACGUACGCACUAGGCAGGAGAACGAGGUGAAUCAGAUGAAGGCAUACCACAAGCAGCAAGAGGAAAUAGCUCACAUUAAAAAGUUCAUCGCUUCCGCCGGUACAUACGCCAACCUCGUCAAGCAGGCCAAGUCGAAACAAAAAAUCAUCGACAAGAUGGAGGCAGCGGGACUCGUCGAAAAAGUCGAGACACCUCGGCCGCUGCGCUUUCACUUCGAGGAUAUUCGCAAACUUCCUCCUCCCAUCAUUGCAUUCGACGAAGUCGCCUUCUCAUACUCGGGCAAGCCUGAAGAUUACUUGUACAAAAAAUUGUCAUUCGGUAUAGAUAUGGACUCUCGUGUAGCCAUCCUCGGUGCAAACGGUGCCGGAAAAUCGACACUCCUCAACCUCGUAACUGGUGUCCUACAACCCUCUCAAGGCACUGUUUCCAAGCACGCUGCGCUCAAACUCGCCAAGUACAGUCAGCACAGCGCAGAUCAGCUACCAUACGACAAAAGUCCGAUCGAGUACUUCCAAUCACUCUUCCACGAUAAGUACCCCGAGAAGGACGCUAUGGCGUGGAGACAGCAACUCGGCCGUUUUGGCUUGAGCGGUGCGCACCAGACGAGCGUCAUUAGCAAUUUGUCGGACGGGUUGAGAAACCGAGUGGUAUUCGCACAGCUCGCGAUGGAACAUCCUCAUAUCCUGCUUCUUGAUGAGCCGACGAACCAUUUGGAUAUGGCUUCCAUCGACGCACUCGCCCUUGCAAUCAAGGACUUUGAAGGUGGCGUGGUGAUCGUGUCACACGACUUCCGUUUGAUCAGCCAAGUUGCUGAGGAGCUUUGGGAAGUCGCUGAUAAGACGAUUCGCAAUCUAACGAAGGAGGAUAUCAGCAUUGUUGACUACAAGAGGAACCUUGUGAAGCACAGUGAGGCUCAAUUGGAAAAGGCCAAGCUCAUCAGCAAGACUGCCACUAAAGGCAAGACAUAGCGAGUCUCCCAAUCCCGUUUCAUGUGUACAUCCAAGCAUAUGUACAUACCGUACACUGCGCCCCUUACAUGGGCCACACACAUGUCUUGCCAUUGUAGCCACACCUUUUUUCAUUUGAUCGUUGCACAACUAGCUGGAUCUUGCAUCUGUAUGUUUGUCAUGUCCAAGGCCACGUUUUCGCUUUUAGAUGUUUUAUUGACGACCGUCCCUACUUACUGAGAUCGGGCCCUAGACCUAGCAAGGGAGCUCACGUUUAAUGUAGCCAGUGUUUAGCCAUGAUUAGAUUGUUUGCUGUCUGUAGUUGAAUCGUACAAAGACCCGUGCCAAUAAAUGUGUCAUAGAUUCUGGGCCCUGAUGCUAGCACCGCCAUGCAUACAGCCACCCGAGUGGAUGCAGUCUAGCUACUAUCUGG